AUGUCUUCUCCAUCUUUCCCCGUCCUUCGCCUACCAUCGAAGGCCCUUCGUGCUACCCUUCAAAAUUUUGCAAUUAUCGACUUAUUAAGUUUCUCACUUGUCUCACCAAAUUCCGUCAGAUCAUUGAAUAUCCGAGCAGCAAAUGUGAGCGUAACACUCGAUUUUAUAGAAAUCUUUCUUGUAGAGGCUGCCGGCACACACUCUAUGUUCUAUAUAAAACCGAAAUCACAUCAAAAUCGGGAAUUUCCAAUUCAUCCAGUAUGCCGAUGGCUUAAUCGAAAUUUUUCAAUAGAAAAAAUUAUCAAGAAUUUUCUCGUUGCCUUGAAUCUUCUGGAAGUGAAACAGUUACGCGUUUCUAAAGAAGACGCAACCUGUGGCAAACUGACAGGAAUCAAAUUUAAACACGUUACAAUGGUAGAGAGAAACCGUCCGAUCUUUGAUCGUUUUUAUCGUGACUCCGAUAGUCUCACCCUUUACGACCGAGCUCUUCUCGGUGAGCAAACUAGAGCCAUCUUCUCCGAAAACGUGAACAGCCUUGUGUUAAUUCCUUCGUUUGUCGUGGAUUUCAACGAUCUGUUGGCGAUUAAUGCUACUAAAGUGGACAUCGGUCGGUCAUUCACAUUAUCCAACUUGAAUCUGUUUCUCAGACAUUUUAUCAAUGGAUCAAAUCCAAGGCUGAAGGAAAUUCAUGUUUCAUUAAAAGGAAACAACCUCGAGGACUUUAAGACCACUCUGCUAAACAGUAUCAAAUAUUGGACGUCUUCCAUAUCCAAAACUUACGAAGAUGGUCGAUCAAUUGACGGGUUAGGAUUUCUACGGAUCGAUGGAGUCGAAGUGACCAUUUUUGUGGAUCCGAUUAGACACAGCUAUGAACUAACUUGUUGACUUAUUGAAUUGAAUAAAUUAUUCGAUGAAAAUAAAAU
This is a messenger RNA of Caenorhabditis elegans, 923 nucleotides long. It is a transcript of the gene fbxb-95, whose product is annotated as F-box domain-containing protein. Bases 1 to 885 code for a protein of 294 amino acids. The record is from RefSeq and is marked reviewed. The transcript is spliced from 2 exons. NCBI's taxonomy places the organism in Eukaryota, Metazoa, Nematoda, Chromadorea, Rhabditida, Rhabditidae.